Molecule: messenger RNA, 1286 nt
Organism: Schizosaccharomyces japonicus yFS275
Lineage: Eukaryota; Fungi; Ascomycota; Schizosaccharomycetes; Schizosaccharomycetales; Schizosaccharomycetaceae
Product: NLI interacting factor family phosphatase
Exons: 1
Coding region: 415-1212 (265 amino acids)
Cellular component (GO): TIM23 mitochondrial import inner membrane translocase complex; mitochondrial inner membrane; membrane
Source: RefSeq, a predicted model, not a curated record
GGUGCAAGGGGUUAGCGAGCUAUUAGAUAACCUAAGGAAACCCUAACAACUGUUACCCAAGAUAAAAACCUUAGAUAAGAGAUAAACAUCCCCUCCCCACACUCACACACACCCCGCGUUUUCGCCUUUUGAAAACUCACCACUAAAACUGCAACACCAUAAAAGUAUCGGAUGCGAGAAUAAGAGAAAAAGGGCAGGUGCAGCGUGAACGGAGGCUGACAACACCAGGUAAGAUAUACUGUUCAGCAGGGAAGAGACACCGUGACUCUAAAGAGCCGAGCUCAGCCAGAACAAUAAAUUAUCGCUUCGAGCCGAACUGGGAGACAUCCUGUAUUAUCUUGGUAGGAACACAAGCUUUCUCUGUCCGUGUUGCUUUCACCAUCUUUUGCUGUUGCAGUAGAAUUUUUUUUCAGAAUGAACGCACCGAGUCCGACCCUUUUGUACUUGUCUAAUUGCAAGCUGCAACAUCUAAAUUUUGUGGACAAACGGAAACUACUUGUUCUGGACUUGAAUGGAUCUUUGCUAUAUCGACCUCCUCCACGACAUCUCACGAAGCCAAUUCCACGACCAGGCGUUAAAAACUUUUUAAAAUUUGCGUUUGCUAACUUCAACAUUGUCGUAUGGAGCUCCGCUCAGUCACAUAACAUUCAAAAAAUGAUGCACGCUGUCAUGAACAAGGAACAACGGAAACAGGUGCUGCUGUGUAUGACUCGGGAGGAUGUCGACUUCGAAGAGGGAGACCGAAACACCAAGAUUCAGACAUACAAAAACUUGACUAAAGUCUGGCAGCAGCUUAAAAAGGACAAGGACGACAAUCCUGCUGCAUGGAACCAGUUCAAUACGGUGAUCGUUGACGACUCAGCUAUAAAAUGUUGUGCCCAGCCUUACAACCUCCUCCAGCUGUCUGAUUUCCAACCGUCACCGACAGAGAAAACGAAGGAUUUCGCCCUUGUGUGCGCCAUUCGAUACCUAAAACAUCUAAAACGCAUACCCAACGUCUGCGACUACAUCCGUUCAUAUCCCUUUACUAGCAUUCAGAAUGUCAAGUCUCAGGAAGAAGGCCUAAGAGAGUUGGACAAAAUGUUUAAAGCUUACAAACGAGCCUUGCGUGAACAAUCCGAUAGACUGGAAUUAACGUCAAAGGUAGAUACGCUUCAACAAAACGGCGAAACAGUACAAUCCGGAACCGUUAUCGGAACCACUGCAAACUGACACCAGUAAUGACGUCCAAGCAAACAAUUACACAGUUCUAAGAUAUCUAAUAGAUCAUCGAUUCAUUGUAUACC